Mus musculus (house mouse) is the source of this 765-nucleotide messenger RNA. It is a transcript of the gene Ankrd37, whose product is annotated as ankyrin repeat domain 37. The record is from RefSeq and is marked validated. Bases 69 to 548 code for a protein of 159 amino acids. NCBI's taxonomy places the organism in Eukaryota, Metazoa, Chordata, Mammalia, Rodentia, Muridae. The transcript is spliced from 5 exons. Gene Ontology annotation, cellular component: cytoplasm; nucleus; nucleoplasm.
GCAUUCUUACCGGCCAGUGUUGCCUCUCUGAACUCCCGGGGACACUUGUCAUCUGCUUUAGGUGGGCGAUGCUGUUGCUUAGUUGCAACUUGGAGGAGGAUGACCUUAAGAGUUUGCUGGAGACAGGAGCAUCAGUGAACGCACCUCCGGAUCCCCAGGAGCAGUCGCCUGCUCACCUAGCUGCAGGUGGCGGCCUUGCGUGCUUUCUUCUCUGGCAGCUGCAAACAGGUGCUGACCUCAACCAACAGGAUGUCUUGGGAGAAACUCCACUCCACAAGGCAGCAAAGGUUGGAAGCCUGGACUGCCUGAGCCUCCUUGUGGCCAGUGAUGUCCAGAUUGGCGUAUGCAAUAAGAAUGGGCAGACAGCUGAAGAUCUUGCUUGGUCAUAUGGCUUUCCAGAAUGUGCCAGGUUUCUAACAAUGAUUAAAUGUAUGCAGACGGCAAGAUCAUCAGGUGAGCAACAGGAGCGUGACCCCCGUGCUCCUGUGCUGAGACAGAAGCGGAGUUUCAGGACUGUGGAGAGUGGAGUGAUGAAGAGAAAGUGUUGAUGUCUUGUUGGGCAAGAGGAAAGAAGAGGCUUGAAGAAGAGCUUCACUUCAGACAGAUCUACAAGCCAUUGCUUUGGCUCAUCACAUGAUGAAACUCCUGAGGAGGAAAACUUUCUUCUAAGUGAAGAGAACAUUCAUGAAUACAUGUAUUUACAUGACUACAAUAUUUUGGAUGUGCAUGUUUUUUACUUAACUUAUUAAAAGAAUAUUCAAGGAA